CGAGUCACGCCUGAGCCACAUCAAGGCGUACCAGUCAUGGCGGACUGACCCACUUGGGUACAUGGCGUACGGGCAGGUCAACUGUAAAAAAGACACCGCACACUAUCCCGCGAUGUGGAAGUACACAUCGAGUUGCAUCCAAUACCAAUUGACGGAGAGCACAGAAAACCUGAGGAUCCUUAGGCUGUGUGGCGUGUACACCCAGGACCCCGAAAGUGACAGACACGUGUUACAAAAGCCUGUCGAUGUGUACAACACAGCGCUGUCGUAUGGAGCGCUGAUGCUGGGGUUGACCAACUGGGCAGCAAUGGAGCUUGGGGUGACUGUCUAGAUGGCGAUGCUUACCUGAUGACUACCUGAGUCUUUGGCCGCUGCUCACUAAUGGCUUUGUGAUUGAGACUUCGGAGCACACUGACAGACUAGUCGACGAAGUGGACUGGCAACACCGUUGGGGAUGGCUGAUGAAUCAGUGGAAAGAUGCGGCAGACGUAAACUCAGCCUGGCUAGACACACACUACAGCUGGAAUGUCCCAUGGUGGUACGUCGCUGCAGUCGCGGAUAAAUUCGGGCACAACUUCACCUGUGCCACGGACCCUGACGGUGAGCUGAUCAUGGAUGAGGACUACUCGCUUUCGGACAACAUGUUGGGUUGGCUAAUUGAACCAGCUAAAAGCACCCAAUUCGAUCUGAGUUUGCUGACAUCAUCCAGCCAGUACGAGAUGAGGGUCAGAAAAAGCAAGCCAGCGUACUUCGACAUACUGACGCCAACGAGUAACGGCAAGGCGGAGGCGUACCACAUGUUGUCUUGGAAUCCGUAUUUUCUCCAGGACACCAAGAAGUUGCAGUACCGUACCAGAUCAGCGGUAUCCAAGCCAGACUACAACGGCAUAGUGGAGCUGAACAUCGUGGUAUUUCCAAGCGCCAGAAUCGGAAAAAUGAAGACGUGCCCACGGGCGUUCGUGUCCUCAGAAAACCGUAUCGAUGGUUCUGACCCCAACACGUAUCCGUUCGUCACAGGCGGACUUAAAUUGCCGGACCCAUGGCUCGACUGGUUGAUGAAGGGUGGUGUAGCCGUUAUACCAAGGCUGCUGGUGGGCGAUUACAUCGGAGCGAUAAACGUCAUACCUGAAAACAGCAAAGGGCAAACAGAAGAAACAGCUGAGUCUACGUUACGGUCAGCUAGUAUUAUCACUCCGAGACUCAGCACGUAUAAAGACAAUGUGCGAGAACAUAACAUCAGCGUUCACUCUAAUCUUGGACGCACUGAAUCGAGCGGCACCAGCAAGGAAGUGUUCAGCACUGCCGCCGGGGACAGAGAGGUUGAUGAUCAGACACGUCCAUGCGGACAGUAACAUUACCAACCAUCCUGUCGGAGGUGUGACCAUUUGUGUGCCGGAAAUACACAAGUACGUUCAGAUAAAGAGGUUAAUUAAGAACACACCAGACAUACUCAUAUCACCAGACUUAUCCAUAAAACCGAACUUUGAUCAAGCGCGUCUAACGUCCUUGUUACGUUGCAGAUCGGUGUACUCGAAGACACAUCCACACAGCACGUUCGACAACCCGAUGUCGUGUUACCUUCAGGUUCUGGAAGAGGUCAUCCCUGAUAGUGACCACCCCACCCUGAUACUUUACCGAUGGAUAAUGUCGCAGACCUAUGCAAUAGUAUAGGGUAUGGACAUUUGUAUACCCUAUUUCCCUUAAAUUCUGUUAAAAUUCCUAUAUAUAUAUCCCGAUCUGGAUACAUAUUCUCUUUAUCCGAAGGAAUACUUUAUAACAUUUAGAUAUCCUUGGAGUCUGAGAUGCCAUGAAUCGAACCCAUCCCGAAGAGAGCAAGCCCGAACAUACCCAUCAUAUACUGAAACUCACUUUCGACAUCAAAAUAUACUGAAAAGUAUACAAGCGGUAUAAACGGUCACUCUCUCUCGACAACGUUUUUUAAACUGUUUCGCGUUUUUU
Molecule: messenger RNA, 1959 nt
Organism: Drosophila miranda
Lineage: Eukaryota; Metazoa; Arthropoda; Insecta; Diptera; Drosophilidae
Exons: 2
Coding region: 462-1352 (296 amino acids)
Source: RefSeq, a predicted model, not a curated record